AACGAAUCAGAAACGUCAAACUUUCGUUCGCUUCUCCCGCUGCGUCUUUACCGACAGUUGUGCAAAAAGUACAAAAUUUUAUACAGAAAAUCUUGCACAAAUUAUUAUUUGGCAAGAAAACCCAAAAUUUUACCAUUGAAAAUCGGUUGUUGUACACCAGCCAUUUCAGAUGUUGUCUGAGGAAGAGGCGGCAAUGGACUACGAUGAGUUGACAUUGAAUCCAUUGCUGGCAGAAAUUGAGGCCGAAACUGAUUUGGACUCGAAAAAAGAGAAACAACGCCGCUAUUGGACGCCGAAGGAGGAGCAGCGUUUCUUUGAGAUUUGGGGACGUGAUAAUUGGCGUUUAACGCGACACGGAAAGAAUACAAUUUUCUUUGCACAAUGGGCGGUUGAAUUGAAGGAUCGCUUUGAUAUAGAAGUGAAACCGGAGGAGAUACAAGCGAAAGUUAAUCAGACGCGCGCUAAAUUUAGACAAGUUAAGAAGCAAAUAGCUGCUGACAAGAAUGCCGCACGUUGGAAAAAGUUUGCCAUUAUCGAUAAAAUUCUCAAGAAUCAAUAUCGCCCUAAAGAUGCCGAACCUGUACCGAAGGAGGCAUUGGAAAAUAAUCGUGAUAUUGAUUUGAGCGAAGUAGCGUCGCCGCCCUCGCCACCACGUUCAGGACGACAGUCUUCACCCAAUAGUAUUACAUCGAGUUCCAACACACAAGAAGCGACCAAUAAUGCUGCGUCUAUGGAAAAUAACAACACGUCGCUGUCGUUAGAUGUGACGGCCAACACUGAAGACAUCGAUAUCAAGAGUGAAUUCCUUGCUGAGUCCAGCAUCACCACUUCACUGUUCAAUGCGAGCACCGAGCUCUUCAGCGACCCAAUUGACGAGGUAAAAGCCGAAUACUCCAGUGAUUUUCACAAUUUUGGCAAUUAUCCACAGCCAAAUCACUUCGAAACGCAGCCACCAACUCAAGAUGACGACGACGAGGAGCCACAAUUACAUACACUACAAACACCACAACAAUUGUUAGAGGAACAACAGCAAAAGCAGCAGCAACAACAACUGCAACAACAAUACCAGCAGUAUCCACCAACAUCUACAACGGCGCCACCGCCGGACACAACAACAACAAAUACACAACAACUACAAACUGGCUAUGAACAUAGUAAUACAUACGCCAAUCAAAAUCAUUAUGCGGCAACAACUACACCAGCGCCAACGACAGCUUCAUCAUCUACCGCUAAUACGGCCUAUAAUAGUCAAUACGCCGGCAACAAUAACCAUAGCAACAACAGUGCAAGUGGUAGUGGUGCAGCAAUGCAACCACCAGCACAGGGACUUGGACGCGGUGCUCCCGGACAACCGCGUCGACGACGCACAUCACACGCCAAUAACGUGCUGGUGGCUGCACAGGGUGGCGGAGAAUCUUUAGAAUCUAUGUACCUAAAUGAGGUGCGUAAAAAGAAUAUUCUACUGGCGGAGCAGUUGGAAAUCGCACGCAAGCGUAUGCAAUUGGAGGAGCGUAAGGUGAAUCUGUUGGAACGUUUCUUUCCACAAUGUCUGGAGAUGCAGGAACAAAUACUUGGGAAACUCAAUAGCAAUACUUAAAGUGGUGUGCACAUAACGAUAUAAGGUAUUAUGUGGCGUGGAAAUGCAUAUGAGAGUUUUUAAAAUAAGCUAAAGAAUUAAGUGAAAUUGAAGCAAAUGGUAGGGAUGUGUUUAGUGCAAGUAAUUCUACGAUUUUAAUUCAACAUAAUUUCGCAUAAAAUGAUUAUUGCAGCAGCGCUACUUCUCGAGAGAGUGUCUCGAGCUAAAGAAUUAAGUGAAAUUGCAGCAAAUGGUAGGGAUGAGUUUAGUGCAUCUGAUUCUACGAUUUUAAUUCAACAUAAUUUCGCAUAAAAUGAUUACGUCGAGAGAGUGUGUCGUAAAAUGCAAAAAUCCGCGUAUUUUGCUAAAUUAAUUAAGUAAUAAUUAGUUGCUAAUUUUGAUUUGGCCAUUCAAAAUACAACAUAGUUUUAAAUUUAUUUUACGCUAUAUUCUCCACAAUAAUAGAAGAAGCGCAAAAUUGUAAAUCUCCACUUUCGGUACCAGUAAUUCUUAGUAUUUUUCUAAAAAAAAAAAAAACAAAAACAAAAUAAUGCAUGUAUACAAAGUAUUUACACCAAGCUAUGUUUAUGUUAGUUUGUAAAAAAGUUUAGAAAUCUUUACGUGUGUUAAAUUAAUAUUAACUAAACGCGCGCUAAUUCUCUACAGUUGCUAUCUACAAAAUAAUAAUUUUUUAAAUGAUUUUUAAAUAAUUGAAAAAACAAAAACAUUUCGUAAAAUUUUCAACGAAUUCGGUUUAAUAUUUUAAAGAAACAAACGACGGUGUGCUAUUAAGAAAUUAAUAAGAUUUUAACACCUUUGUUGGUAUAUUUUUAUUCAAAAUUUCAUAAAAUAAUGUGCACUGACAGAGUUUAAAAGAGAAAUAAUGCAAUAUUCAUUAACUAAUUAAUUGCCACUAAGCGUAGAUCAAAAGUUUGUAAAAAAUAAAUCAUAUUUAAAAUCCUCUAACAUCAUGUUUAGUAAUAGAAAAGCAAAAACAAAAACAAAACUAUAUAGAUACAUAUAUGACUAGGAGUGAAAAGUUGCAAGCUGAAAGUUGCGUACAAUUAUCGUAGAAUAAUCUACCGCGAAAUAUGAAGCCGGCAAGCAAGUGCAUAUGUACUAAAAGUGGAAUGUGAAAUUGACUCAUGCAAUUGUUUGUCAGUUUGUAUGGCAAUUGUGCGUAAUAGUAGAUAGGUGAUAAGUCCAGUUAAUAAACAUGAUUUCACAUUUGUAACACCACUAAAAUAACAAAAAAAAAACAAAGCAAAUUAAGAAAUGAAAUAAAGUUAAAUGAUUUUUAAUGGUAAACAA
This is a messenger RNA of Zeugodacus cucurbitae (melon fly), 2887 nucleotides long. RefSeq names its product vacuolar protein-sorting-associated protein 36. Gene Ontology annotation, biological process: positive regulation of DNA-templated transcription. The record is from RefSeq and is a predicted model, not a curated record. Gene Ontology annotation, cellular component: nuclear body. The transcript is spliced from 3 exons. NCBI's taxonomy places the organism in Eukaryota, Metazoa, Arthropoda, Insecta, Diptera, Tephritidae. The coding region runs from base 170 to 1597 and encodes 475 amino acids.